Neolamprologus brichardi is the source of this 1395-nucleotide messenger RNA. It is a transcript of the gene vbp1, whose product is annotated as von Hippel-Lindau binding protein 1. Gene Ontology annotation, biological process: microtubule-based process; tubulin complex assembly; protein folding. Gene Ontology annotation, molecular function: tubulin binding. Lineage: Eukaryota; Metazoa; Chordata; Actinopteri; Cichliformes; Cichlidae. The record is from RefSeq and is a predicted model, not a curated record. Gene Ontology annotation, cellular component: prefoldin complex; cytoplasm.
CGCAUGCUCGUACGUCAGGAAGGAAGGAGUAUCCUCUCUCCAAGAUGGCAGCGAUCAUAGACAACAGCAAUGCCGUAGGGGCGACAAAGAGAAAGCACCUCGGUAUCCCAGAAGCGGUUUUUGUGGAGGAUGUCGACUCUUUUAUGAAGCAACCCGGCAAUGAGACGGCGGACGCGGUGCUGAGGAGGCUGGACGAACAGUACCAGAAAUAUAAAUACAUGGAGCUCAACCUGUCUCAGAAGAAACUCAGGUUGAAAAACCAGAUCCCUCAAAUCAGACAAACGCUAGAAAUCCUACGACACAUGCAGAAGAAGAAGGAAACCACAGAGCCAAUGGAGACACACUUCCUGUUGGCUGACAAUGUUUACUGCAAGGCGUCAGUGCCACCCACUGAAAAAGUCUGCCUAUGGUUAGGGGCAAACGUCAUGUUAGAGUACGACAUCGAUGAAGCGCAGGCUCUGUUAGAGAAGAACCUCUCCACGGCGUCUCGCAACCUGGAGACGCUCGAGGAGGAUCUGGACUUCCUGCGAGACCAGUUCACCACCACUGAAGUCAAUAUGGCACGAGUCUACAACUGGGACGUGAAGAGAAGGAGCAAAGAAAACCUCCUCAAAUCAGCAGACAAGUCUUAAUAUCGACGGGACGGCGUCCACACCACCUUCUGCUAAAUAUCUCUCCUUAGUCAGUACUAAAAAGAAAAAAAAAACUUUAAAAAAAACAAACCCCGUCCCCCAGACUCGCGUGUAUGUUCACCCCGGAGCUCGGCGCGUAGAGGGCGUGUUGGAAAUCUUUCCUCGAGCUGCGGCUUGAAGUUGAUUUCCAGCGUGCCCUCUAUGCUGCCAGCCUCCAACUUCCACCAGUACUGUUUUCUGUUGAUUUGUUACUUUUUAAAGUAUUUUUUCAAGUAAAAACUAACAAAAGCAACGAGGCAAUUUUUGUAUUCUUUUUAAAGAUUUGAGUAUGUUCUUGUCAUUUUAUUUGAUUGUUUUUGGCAGAUUGUGAGCGAGGGCUCUCUCACAUCAUCUUCUCUUUGCAUUUUCCCUCCUUACUGACCAGAUUCUCCUGUUUUUUAGUUCUUCUUUUUUGCUCCUCCUUCAGCAACAUUCACAUGCAGGACUUUAAGUUUCUAAAACCACGCUGUGAGUAGAAUAAAGCUCGUAGGAAAACCAUCAUCUCCACAGGAGACAAACAACACAAUAAAGUUAGUUUGGACUGUAGUCCUGCUUCACACCCACCACUGCUCCUCCUCCGUCCUUUGACCUUCCACACUCACCCAUCUCCUCCUCCUCCUCCUUUUUACCACUGUUCUGUCUGUAUUUAUUUGUCUCUCACUGUAUUCAUUAAACGAUGAAUGAAGUAAAAGGAGAACACUUGGGCAAAGAGAUGAGACCUUGA